AUGAUGCCUAAGAAACAGAGGUGGGGUAGUCUGUCAAAAAUGUUUGUACCACCAGGUUCAGCCCCUAAUUUGUGGUAUAGGGAAAAAGGGUUCAUUCUGGAUUGUAUUGCAGUGGACAGCCUAUCAAAAGGGUCCCCAAAUUUCUUGUCAAACCUGAAGAGUGUCAUUCCCCCUUACAAUGCUCAGAAGGACCCCCACUUGGUUGCCUAUUUUGCAACCAAGGCUUCACCUCGAUUUCCUCAGGAAAGAGAUCCAUGGAAAGGAACUUUACCUGGUGUGCAGGAGGAGGAACAGGAAGAGGAAGAGGAGAAGAAAGAUAAAAUGGGAACUAUGGCCCAAUACUUGGUGAGGAGAAACAGAGCAGGGGCAGGUUAUUCUCUGGAAGAGACACAAGGACAUGACUUUCUAUAUUCUUCUCUCAAACCAAUCCUCGGAUACAAUGGUCCCGAUGGAUAUAGAAGGAACUGCCCCAAUUUACGCAAGAUGCCUAUUGCUAUUGGUAUAUUAACUCAUCUGCCAAUUCGUUAG
Messenger RNA from Gracilinanus agilis (Agile Gracile Mouse Opossum), 528 nucleotides. RefSeq lists its product as uncharacterized. The transcript is spliced from 3 exons. The record is from RefSeq and is a predicted model, not a curated record. Lineage: Eukaryota; Metazoa; Chordata; Mammalia; Didelphimorphia; Didelphidae. The coding region runs from base 1 to 528 and encodes 175 amino acids.